UUUUCUUUUAAUCUGAUAAAAAAUUUAUCUUUCUUUAUUCCUUUAUGCCACGCAAUAAUAUACCCAAUUUAUUAGACGGAAAAAUAUUAACAGGUGUUUUACCACCUGAUAAACAGCCUCCACCUCAAAAUUUUUUAUCAAAAUAUAGUCAGCCUAUAUUAGUUGACAUAGAAUCUUGCAUAGAUGACCCUUCAUUAGCUCCAUUAGGCAUUCAUGUCAAGAAAGGGAAAAAAAUAAAAAAGAAUACAAGUAUUACGUCUAAAGAAGGGCAAGUACAGAUUACAGAUUCCAGAAAACAUGAACAAAGAAGACUUUCUUUAAGUAGAACAUCAAGCAAUACUGUUAUGCUAAGAAGAAGAGGAUUAGAAACCAGUCAGUUAGCCGAAGAAUUAAAUAAUUUACUUUUACCUUCGUUAAAUUCUUUCUUAAAACUACCUUACCAUAAUCAGUAUACAACUAUUUUAGAACUCGAUAUUUCAAGAAAUCGUUUAGAUAGUUUACCGUCUCAAAUAAGUGAACUCAUUCAUUUACGAAUCUUAAAUGCUACCUCAAAUCAAAUUACCGAGAUACCUUCAGAACUCUUUGCUUUAAAGGAAUUAGAGGUUCUAUCACUUUCACAAAAUCAAAUCACAUUUAUCCCUGAAGACAUGCCCCGUCUUUUACCUAAUCUAGUGACUUUUCGUAUUGCAGCUAAUUUGAUCGAGAGCCUACCUAAGCGAUUAAACUACUGGCAAAAGUUACGCCAUUUGCAGCUCGGUUCUGUUUAUGGAGGAAACAAAUUAAUUCAACUUCCUGAUAGUCUCACAGAGAUGCCUGUGCUCGAAGAACUUGAUGUCUCUUAUAAUCAACUCCGAAGAUUACCACCUGACCUACACUUGUUACAAAGCCUACAAAUCUUAAACGCCUCUCAUAACCAAUUAGAAUGCAUUCCUAAAUCCAUUACAAGGUGUUAUCAAUUAAGGUCGCUCAAUCUAUCUCAAAAUCACUUAACAACUUUGCCAGCUGAUUUAAUGCAUCUUCAGCGACUUGAAUUAUUGGAUAUCAGCGAGAAUCUUUUGUGUAUUAUGCCUGCUGAAAUAUUAGAAAGAAUGCAGUCAACAACCUUAUUAAUCACAGGUAAUCCUCUUACAAGGCCGGGACAUUGCGAUCAACAAUCAGUAGAUAGUGGAGAUGCUUAUUCUCGUAUUUUAAGACAAAUGAUGCAACGUGGUGUUCCUCGUUCUUCUUCUUCUGGAGCAUCAUCACCCAUUCUUCAUUCACCUUCUGUUGCUCGAUCAUCCACUUUCAUAAACAAGAAAGCAUCUAAACAAGAAGAAUGUGGCCCUUAUGGUAUGGGCUGUUUAUUACCUGAAUCUUCUUCUGCUUCUUCUUCUUCUUCUUCUUCAGCAGCAGCAGCAGAAAUAGCAGCGUCAACUUCUCAUUCCCCAUAUGAUGAUGAAGAUGCCACAAUUGAUAAAGAACUUGCUUUUCAUGCUCAACAAUUAAACAUUAAUAAAUCUCAAUCCAUCCUUUCUAGUUCAUCUUAUCCAACAUUAGCAGGUUUAACAGCAACGCAUUCAAGAUCAAAAUUUGUACAAGAUCAUUCAACCCAUAAUAACUCUUGUGUUCUAGUUGAUUUCCCACACGAUUCACCUUAUCUACCAAGCGAAACAGCUCUUUUACUUUCCUUACGAGAAAUAGCCACACGAACCAUCUUGCAACAAAAUUUAAUAAAGAAAAUACCAUUUGAAUUACUUCCGUAUCAUUUAUCACAGGAUAUUAUGGGAGGAGGGCAUAAGAAGAUAUGCUCAUAUUGCUCAGGUCCCUUUGUAAAUGAAUGGGUCACAUCAGUACAGAUCAAAAGUUAUGGAGGUCAUCCAGCAGUUGUACGACGUGUAAGGUUUUGUUCAACGCGAUGUUGGACUCAAUGUUUACCAAAAGAGCAGUCCAAGUCUGUUAUUUGUGUUCAUCACUGAAGUCUCCCCCCCUUUUUUCUUCUUCUUCUUCUUUUCUUUUGUAGAUACCCUUUCUUUAUACUGUUACAUAAAUAAAGUUAUAACUAUUAUAAUGUUUAUAUA
Messenger RNA from Cokeromyces recurvatus, 2057 nucleotides. RefSeq lists its product as uncharacterized. Gene Ontology annotation, molecular function: protein binding. Bases 45 to 1955 code for a protein of 636 amino acids. The record is from RefSeq and is a predicted model, not a curated record. The transcript has a single exon. Lineage: Eukaryota; Fungi; Mucoromycota; Mucoromycetes; Mucorales; Mucoraceae.